UUGAGUCAGUCAAUACUCGUUGUCCGUGACCUGUGUUUGUGUACUCUGUGUUUUUUAAUUAUUAUUAUAAACGGAAGUCUCCGUUAUUUGGAACGUAGUUAAAAUGUAUUGUUAAAACAAUUUGAACCGUAUUGUUAGUUGUAUUUUGUACUAUUAUGCGGUAGCAUAUAAGGAGUGGUCGACGUACUCACCGCUACCAUCUUCAUUAGACUGUGCAGUCACAGAGUAAUUAUUUAUUAACACUGGUUAUCAUACUGAUUCACCAUACAUUGUUAUUUUUACCUGUUUAUUAAUACCAAGCGAACCUACUUCUAUUUAUAGAUUUCGAAUAUGUCCCGGCAUAUAUAUUUUCGAAUAUUCGGCUAUGUUGCAACCAUCGUUCUCCAUAUUGGCAAUUGGUACGUGAUGGGGCUACCCAAACCAAUACACAUAAUGGCUGAUCCACACAUUAGGGGAUACUUGGAAAUGAGAAGUCGCUACUUCACUCGCUGGACAUUCUUUCUACAAGUGUUCUACGCGGUCUGUGGUUUGAUUUGCGAUGGUAUGAUAUUGAAAAGUACCAAUAAAAACUAUAAACUACCGAGACAUCUCAAGGGGUUCAGGGAUACGCUGUUUGCUGCUAUUGUAUGGCCUUCCACUUUCCUGGUGUUCACAUUCUUCUGGACUUUAUAUGUGGUUGAUAGAGACUUGAUUUUCCCACCUUUCCUGGACAAAAUCUUGACGCCACUGUCAAAUCAUAUAAUGCAUACUGCUAUAAUACCUAUAGCACUUUGGGAAGUAAUCUUUCAACAAAGAACCAUACCGAAGUCGCAUAUCAAGAAUGUACUGUAUUUAAUAUUUUAUCUUGUAUUGUAUUUGAGUGUGUUAAUCUACACGUAUACAGAACAUAAGAGAUGGGUGUAUCCAGUAUUCCAGAAGAUAUACGGAACUAUAUAUUUUUAUAUUGUAAUGAUAUUUAUCGGAUUACUAUGUAUAUUCUUUUAUUCGUUGCAAUGGCCGCUAACGAAGAGAAUUUGGGGAAUAUCAGAGAAAGAUAAAAAGAAAAGAAAAGCAUAAUAGUCAAAGAACGGAAAAGAGGUUCAGAGUCAACAAUAGCUGUUAAACGAAAUACAAUAUCCAAAUAAAAAAUGAGUUUCUUAUAGUCAAAGGACAUUACACUGCGUUUUUUAGCACAAUUCCGCUAGUACAAUAAAUUUACAUUGUGAAAAGCCCUCUAUGUUAACUGAGAUCACAUGUAGAGCAGGAUUUUAGUUUUGUUUGGCAUUAUGGUGAGAGUAUUGGGCAGCAUAG
Molecule: messenger RNA, 1290 nt
Organism: Achroia grisella
Lineage: Eukaryota; Metazoa; Arthropoda; Insecta; Lepidoptera; Pyralidae
Product: androgen-dependent TFPI-regulating protein-like
Exons: 5
Coding region: 331-1056 (241 amino acids)
Cellular component (GO): endomembrane system; membrane
Source: RefSeq, a predicted model, not a curated record